Molecule: messenger RNA, 555 nt
Organism: Talaromyces rugulosus
Lineage: Eukaryota; Fungi; Ascomycota; Eurotiomycetes; Eurotiales; Trichocomaceae
Exons: 1
Coding region: 1-555 (184 amino acids)
Biological process (GO): tRNA processing
Cellular component (GO): nucleolar ribonuclease P complex
Source: RefSeq, a predicted model, not a curated record
AUGGCAGCCUCAAAGAACAAGAAAACCGCGUCUGGCGGCGCUCAAAAUCAUAUCCGAGCCCGCCUAGCAUAUCUACACAGAGCCUCGACUUAUUUAUUGAAAAGAGAAGCCUGUUUGACAACAAGUGAAAGCGAGAACGCCACAUCCGCUCAAAAUACUGCUCAAUCUCAAACACCAUGUCAAACAUCCAAAGAACUAGAACAAACCCAAGAACAGGCUACGCUCCCACCACAGCAAGCUUGCAUUUCUCGGCACUACGUCAGCCAAAUGCGCGGUAUAUCGCUCAAAGCACAGCAACGCCUGUCUAUUGAAACCAAGCGGACCUUUUGCAAGCGAUGCGACCUUCUUCUCGUUCCAGGCGUGACGUCUACCGAAGAGAUUCUUAAUGCGAGCAAAGGCCGCAAAAAGCCGUGGGCGGACGUUUUGGUGAUCCGCUGCUCUGCCUGUGAGACCGAGAAGCGCAUUCCUCAGAACAAAAUGCGGAGCAAGAAGCUCAAAGAUCGCCAGCAAGAGAAGAAGAAUAAGGAAACUCAGGAUCAAGCUGGAGUUUCUUGA